Messenger RNA from Rotaria sp. Silwood1, 169 nucleotides. The record is from the annotation of a GenBank genome assembly. NCBI's taxonomy places the organism in Eukaryota, Metazoa, Rotifera, Eurotatoria, Philodinida, Philodinidae.
AUGCAUCGAAAUCUUGCUGGAAAUCGUUUUUCUGAUCAUGUUGCUUUACUUAAUGCAUUUCAACAAUAUGAAAGAGAAAAAAAUCGUAAUGGUGAACGUGGUGAAAUGGAUUAUUGUGAACGUAAAUGUCUUAAUUUAUCAACAAUGCGAAUGACUUAUGAAGCACGAG